Molecule: messenger RNA, 1289 nt
Organism: Nasonia vitripennis (jewel wasp)
Lineage: Eukaryota; Metazoa; Arthropoda; Insecta; Hymenoptera; Pteromalidae
Product: glyoxylate/hydroxypyruvate reductase A
Exons: 4
Coding region: 75-1046 (323 amino acids)
Molecular function (GO): NAD binding
Source: RefSeq, a predicted model, not a curated record
UUCCCGCACUUCUUAGUUCUUGUCGUCGUGCAAUUGCGCCGCUGUUGCAUAUAUGCACAACUGCGCGGCCUGCAAUGACGACGAGUUCGGUGUCCGUUUUGUCGGCGAUACCACGCUUAUCGCAUCACCUUCGCGUCGCUCUGCCUCACGUUACGUUCUGCGACGUGAAACUAGGCUCGGACGACAGCGUUCAGCAACUUUCCAAAGCACAGGUCCUAGUCGCUGAUCCACAUUUAUUGAUUCCUUAUGUUGAGAAACUGCCAGCCACGAAAUGGGUGCAAACCACUUGGGCGGGAGUCGAAGAGCUUUUAUCGAGCAUAAAAAAUAAAAAUUUGCCGUACGUUAUCACGAGAUUUACGGGAUCGAGUUUCGGUCAUGCCAUGUCUGAAUACGUUGUAUCGCAGAUAGUCAAUUUCGAGCGCGAUCAAAGAAAGCAGUAUGAAAACCAAAAAUGUGGCUUGUGGAGCCAAGACGGGAAAAUUUCGAAUCAUCGACGCAUAGCUGAUCUCACGAUCGGUAUCUUGGGUCUGGGAGAAAUCGGUAGUUUUAUCGCGAAAAUUUUGAAAACUUUCGGCGCAACAGUUUGGGGCAUGUCGAGGUCUAUAUCACCAAAAAAUAAUGAAUAUAUCGAUAGACACAUUACAACAGAAUUCUUACCAGAUUUAUUAAAAAGCUGUGAUUACAUAGUCAAUGUAAUGCCUUCAACGAAUUCCACUAAAGGCUUAUUAAACGGCGAUAUUUUGAAGAACUGCAUUGAGAAAAAAUCGGUGUUUGUUAAUAUUGGAAGAGGUUCUAUUAUAAAAGAAUCAGAUUUAAUCAUCGCACUUGAAAACAACUGGAUUUCCGGAGCUAUACUAGAUGUUUUUCAAGAAGAACCUUUAGAUAAAACCAGUAAACUAUGGACGUUUCCUCAGGUUACGAUUUCUCCUCAUGUAUCGGGAAUUUCAAGAGCUCAAGAUGUAGCAGAAGUAUUUGCAGAAAACUACGAAAAAUACUUAAGAAAAGAACCGCUAAAAAAUUUGAUUGACGCAAAACGAGGUUAUUAAUUAAUCUGGUUUUAGGAUUUAAAUACGCAAAUUUAACUAAAUAUAUGUAAAAUAGAUAUUUUUAGUACAACUUUAAAAUUUUUCAAAUUUAUUUAUUAUGAAAUAGUUUUUAGCAAUAUUAAAUGCUUCUAAGAAUAGAUACAUGUUUGUGUUAUAAAACUUUCUCAAGUUUUGUAAAAAAAUAAUAAUGAACCCUUUUUGUCAAAUUUAAAUGAUAAAUGCUUUACAUUUUUUAAACAAUAA